ACGGCCAGGAGCUGGGAGCCGGAGUCCGGUCUCAGCGCCCCGCGGGGUUCUCGGGUUGUGGGGCCGAGACCGGGCAUGGCCCUGGCGCUGCGCCUGCUGCUGCUGGGGGCUGUAGCCCUGCGGGGGGGCCACUGCCGCCUGCACUCCAGGCGCAUUUUGGACACUGUGGUGUCGGAGCCUGCCCCGGGGCUGCCCUGGUACAGCCGUGUUGUGUAUGUGGACGAUCAGCUCACCUAUGUCUACACCAGUGGGACGAAGAGGGCGGAGCCCUACACACUGUGGAUGGCGCAGAACGAGGGUUCGGAGUUCUGGGAUGAGGUGACCUGGUGGGGACAGCGCUUCCAGAAAUGGUACAAUUCGAGUCUGAACACCCUGAGUCAGCUCUACAACCGGACCGAGGGGUUUCACAUCAUCCAGACGAUAUACGGCUGUGAUCUCCGGGAAGACAACAGCAUUCAGGGGUUUUACCAGGAUUCAUAUGAUGGACGAGACUUUCUUACCUUCGAUAAGGAGACCAUGACUUGGGUAGCAGCAGAUAUUGGGGCUCAGAUCACCAAGAGGAGAUGGGAGGCUGAAGUAAAUGACAACCAGCAGUGGAAACGCUACGUGGAGGGGAAUUGUAUUUCCUGGCUAAGGAGUGCUCUAGAGUACGGGAAGGAGACUCUACAGAGGAAAGUGUGUCCAACAGCUAGAGUGAGCGACAGGUCAUCUCAUGACGGCCUCACCACCCUCUCCUGUAAGGUCAGUGGAUUCUACCCCCGGGACAUCACCGUGACCUGGCUGAAAAAUGGGGAGAGCAGACAGCAGGAGACCUACUCUGAAGGCAUCCUACCCAAUGGGGAUGGGACCUACCAGACCUGGGUGACAAUGGAGAUUGAUCCCAAGAUCAAAGCCCAUUAUUCAUGUCACGUGGAGCAUGAAAGCCUGUUAGAGCCACUCUCUGUCUCCUGGGAACCAAAUAAUAGUCUGAUUCCCAUUGUGGCUGGAGUUAUCACUGCAGCUGUCCUGAUUGGUGUUAUAAUCGGAGUAUUCUUCUGGAAAAAGCAAUGCCCAGGGAGGAAGGGAGACGGCUACGCUGUAGCUCAGGCAAGUGACCAAGGAUCUAGUGGCUCUGACAGAUCUGCCAAGGCUUAACAGAGCCUGUUGGAGUCUGUACCACAACCUGAGGGGAGCCCAGAGAGGAAGAUGGAUGAGCUCUGCUCUGUCUCCCUACAAGAACCAAUCAACCUCUCCCAGCUUUUCUCUGGCACUUGGAGUGUCCCAUGUGGGAUUUCUGGCCUCAUUUAUCUGCUCACUGAACCACGUUUUACCUUUUAGAUGUAAUAGUUUUCUGUAAUAAUGUUUUAUUUGCACAAAAUAAUUUCCAAAAUGUUAAUGGAUAAAAACUCUUUUAGUAAGAGUUUAGUAUUUGCUAGCAUUUAGUGUGUGCACUCAAUGCUCUACGCUGCGCAGUGCUGUUUGCACACUCUGUACGGUAUGCUAGAUAUGUGAGCAGUAACUGCUUGUGUGUAUAUGGUGGGGGACCUAUUUUUUUUCUGUAGAAUUUCAUGAUUGUAACAUGGUAAAUGGCCUGGUCUACUCACAGCUGGUAGCACUGUUGCUAUCAUCAGCGGAGGAAGUCUGCUGGACAGGAAUAAGUGUCUGCAUUUAGUUUAUAAGUGCCUCUAAUGGCCUGUUCACCAUUUGUAGAGCCAUAGAAAUGCUGGGCUAGAAGGGACCUCAAGAGGUCACUGGCAAGACCAAGUAAACCAAGACCAUCCCUUGUCACACCCCAAUGGCCCUCUCCCUCAAGUCCCCUGGGAAGGCAGAUCAGUAUUGUAUGUUGCUAACACUGGUGCAGUAUUCUGGGAAGGGUUAAAGGUGUGAGUGAGUGGGGAAUGGAAGGUUCCUUUGCAGGUUUCAGGAGGCCAAAGGAGGGAGAGAGAGACAAGGGAACGGGUUAACUUGACACUCCAGCUAGGCCUGGAUAAGAGGUUGACUCCAGCCCAAGGUCACUGCACACAACAGAUUCUCUGCUACCUGCCAAGAAAGAGGGGGGCCGAGCUUCCAACCCUGCCCUGCCAUAAGAAAGGAGACUCGCAGAACAGAAACUGGAGGGGCUGUGAAAACGAGGGAGACAGUGAAGGUCAGCGAAUGGGAGAACAGCCGUCUCCCAUCCCCUGAAGCCGGAGUGUUUUGGGGAAGCUGAGGAAGCCACAGAAAACCGGUUCAGACUGGGGCAGAGAGCAAAAGCCCUCAGGAACACCUAGGGUAAAAACCCUCCCGAGAGCAGAAGCAAGUUGGAGAUUUAGAGCGGACCCCGGACGACCUGUGCCCAGGGAAGAACUCCCGUCCACCCUUCCCCCCGGCCUUCUUCUUACAUUACACCCAGACUUGGGUUGUGCGUGUGAGAGUAUGGGUUAGGGCUCAGGCACGAACGUUUCCUUCCUUCCUUCCUCAGAGUGACGUGGGAAACACAGCACUCUCCGCUGUUAUUUUCUUAAUAAAACUUUAAACUUA
Molecule: messenger RNA, 2499 nt
Organism: Malaclemys terrapin pileata
Lineage: Eukaryota; Metazoa; Chordata; Testudines; Emydidae
Product: class I histocompatibility antigen, F10 alpha chain-like
Exons: 8
Coding region: 76-1134 (352 amino acids)
Biological process (GO): immune response
Cellular component (GO): external side of plasma membrane
Source: RefSeq, a predicted model, not a curated record